Penicillium maclennaniae is the source of this 2415-nucleotide messenger RNA. Its product is annotated as DNA-dependent ATPase RAD54. Gene Ontology annotation, molecular function: ATP-dependent chromatin remodeler activity; DNA translocase activity; hydrolase activity, acting on acid anhydrides. Gene Ontology annotation, biological process: double-strand break repair via synthesis-dependent strand annealing; reciprocal meiotic recombination. The record is from RefSeq and is a predicted model, not a curated record. The transcript is spliced from 4 exons. The annotation marks the transcript as partial. Gene Ontology annotation, cellular component: nucleus. NCBI's taxonomy places the organism in Eukaryota, Fungi, Ascomycota, Eurotiomycetes, Eurotiales, Aspergillaceae.
UAUCGACCCAAGCCCGCCGGGACGGACAGUGUCAAAACACCACUCCAGCCUAAAUCCAUAAAUUCCCUUGAUCGCCUCUCCAGGCCCUUCAAAUGCCCUGGCUCGGCGACACCGACUCGAGCAUCAGAGAAGCCCGCAAGAAAGAAACGGAAGGUCAAUUAUGCCAACGCCGAUGGCAGCACAGAGGAUGGGGCAGAGAAACCAUACACAAACGAGGACCGACUUGCGUUGGCAACGCGCGAGGUCAACAAAUUCCCAGUGUACAAGCCCAAGGAUAAAGAUACCGCAUUUAGAACGCAUUUCCGAAUUCCCUUAAUCAACAAAACAACGGGUGAAUACGACGCAGGCCGGCCAGCACCGACAUUGGGACUUCGACAAGGUGCCACAUUUGUCGCCAAACCUCUCCACGAUCCAAGCGGGGAAUUUGCUAUUGUUCUUUAUGACCCGACUAUGGAUGAUGUCCCAGAGGAGCCAGCCAAAAAGGAGCCUGGGGGGCCAAACAGCGAGGAUCAACCCAAAAUUGAAGAGCCCUUAGUACAUAAGAGUUUGGCAGAUAUUCUUGGUCUGAAAAAGAAGGUAGAGGGUCGGCCUAAGGUGCCAGUUGUCAUUGAUCCGAGAUUGGCCAAGGUUCUUCGACCGCAUCAAGUGGAAGGUGUGAAGUUUUUGUAUCGCUGUACAACAGGCUUAAUUGAUAAGAAUGCCAAUGGAUGCAUUAUGGCAGACGGUAUGGGUUUGGGUAAAACGCUUCAAUGCAUCUCUUUGAUGUGGACAUUACUUAAGCAGGGCCCCGAGGCUGGAACUACAACUAUCCAGAAAUGUGUUAUUGCAUGCCCAUCUAGUUUAGUUGGUAACUGGGCAAACGAAUUGGGUAAAUGGCUUGGCAAGGAUGCUACCACCCCCUUUGCAAUAGACGGAAAGGCGACGAAGACGGAGCUCACUCAGCAAAUUAAGCAGUGGGCAAUCGCCUCGGGACGUGGAAUCGUCAGGCCCGUGCUUAUUGUGUCAUAUGAAACGCUCCGAAUGUACGUCGAGGCGCUCAAGGACACGCCAAUUGGCCUUCUUUUGUGCGACGAAGGUCAUCGACUGAAAAACAAGGAAAGCUUGACCUGGACGGCGUUGAACAGUCUGAAUGUCAGCCGCCGUGUUAUCCUGUCUGGAACACCGAUCCAGAACGACUUGUCUGAAUACUUUGCUCUUUUGCAUUUUGCCAAUCCCAAUCUGCUCGGCUCCCAAGCCGAGUUCCGCAAACGAUAUGAACUACCGAUCCUCCGGGGCCGCGAUGCAGCGGGGACCGAGGAGUCCCGAAAACUCGGUGAUGAACGUCUCGCAGAGCUGUCCAGCAUUGUUAACAAGUUCAUCAUUCGCCGGUCGAACGACAUCUUAUCGAAGUACCUACCUGUCAAGUACGAACAUGUGGUAUUUUGCAACAUGUCUCCGUUCCAAUUAGACCUCUAUAACCACUUUAUUCAAAGUCCAGAGAUUCGCAGCUUGCUUCGAGGAAAGGGAAGUCAACCUUUGAAAGCCAUUGGCAUCUUGAAGAAGCUCUGUAAUCAUCCCGACCUCCUCGAUUUGCAAAAAGAUCUCCCCGGAUGUGAGCAUGCGUACCCCGAGGACUUCACUCCUCCAGAAGCCCGAGGCCGUGACCGUGAGGUCAAGAGCUGGUACUCUGGAAAGAUGAUGGUACUUGACCGUAUGCUCGCUCGAAUUCGUCAAGACACGAAUGACAAGAUUGUUCUCAUCAGCAAUUACACUCAGACUCUGGAUCUGUUCGAGAAACUGUGCCGAUCACGUGCAUAUGGCUGUCUGCGACUGGACGGGACGAUGAACAUCAAGAAACGUUCAAAGCUGGUCGACAAAUUUAACGACCCAGAUGCCCCCGAAUUUGUCUUCCUCCUUAGUAGCAAGGCAGGAGGAUGCGGUCUCAACUUGAUCGGCGCCAACCGCCUCGUUCUCUUCGAUCCCGACUGGAACCCAGCUGCCGACCAGCAAGCCCUUGCUCGAGUGUGGCGUGAUGGACAGAAGAAAGACUGUUUUGUCUACCGAUUUAUCGCUACCGGUUCAAUUGAGGAAAAGAUCUUCCAGCGACAAUCCCACAAGCAAUCCCUCUCAUCAUGUGUUGUCGACUCAGCAGAAGACGUCGAGCGUCACUUCUCACUCGAAUCACUCCGCGAACUAUUCCAAUUCAAACCUGAGACACGCAGCGAUACGCACGACACAUUCAAAUGCAAACGUUGUCGGCCUGAUGGAAAUCAGUACAUUAAGGCGCCGGCUAUGCUUUACGGUGAUACGAGUUCAUGGAACCACUUUGUUAAUAAUGGUGAGAAGGGCCCCAUGGCACAGAUUCAGGACUUCUUGUUGAGGCAGGAAGUUGGCGAGAGGGACGUUUCGGCUGUUUUCCAGUAUAUUAGCCAUUGA